CGCCCGAGGCCCGCGCCUGGAGCAGGCAGAGGAGAGGGGACGAGGGCGGCGAGCAGGAGGGCGGAGCGCAGCUCGGCGCGGGCAUGGAUGCGGAGUACCCUGCCUUCGAGCCGCCGCUCUGCAACGGCCUCAAGCAGCUCUGCCAGCGGCUGCAGGACGCGUACCGCGAGCUCAAGGAGGAUCUCGCGCCGUUCAAGGAUGACCGCUACUACAGGCUGGCGCCCAUGCGGCUCUACACCCUCUCCAAGCGCCACUUUGUCCUCGUGUUUGUCGUUUUCUUCCUCUGUUUUGGGCUGACCGUCUUCAUUGGGAUCAAGGGACCCAGAGUGAUCCAGCAGUCUGCUGCUAAUUUCUCACUAAAUAAUAGCAAAAAGCUAAGGCAAAUUCAAAUACAUUCAAACCCACUGUCUACGUAUAACCAGCAACUAUGGCUGACAUGUGUGGUCGAGCUGGAGCCCUCAGAAGAAACGUCUAUUCAAACCAGCUUUUCCAUGACUGUGCAAGUCAAUGGUGUGGCUCAAGACGGAACCACGAUCUACAUUCAUAACAAGGUUCACAAUCGAACGAGAACCCUCACAUGCGCAGGGAAAUGUGCGGAAAUCAUUGUGGCCCACCUUGGCUACCUGAAUUACACGCAGUACACAGUGACCGUGGGAUUUGAGCACCUGAACCAGCCCAUCAGGGAGAUGAACUUCACAUGGAAGACGUACAACCCUGCGUUUUCCCAGCUGGAGAUUUGGUUCCGCUUCGUGUUUGUGGUGCUCACCUUCAUCGUCACUUGCCUGUUUGCGCAUUCCCUGCGCAAGUUCUCCAUGAGAGACUGGGGCAUCGAGCAGAAGUGGAUGUCGGUCCUCCUGCCGCUGCUGCUCCUCUACAACGACCCGUUCUUCCCGCUCUCCUUCCUGGUGAACAGCUGGUUCCCGGGGAUGCUGGAUGACUUCUUCCAGUCUCUGUUCCUGUGUGCUCUGCUGCUCUUCUGGCUGUGUGUGUACCAUGGGAUACGGGUCCAGGGAGAAAGAAAAUGCUUAACUUUCUAUUUGCCUAAAUUCUUCAUCGUUGGACUGCUGUGGCUGGCUUCCGUUACGCUGGGAAUAUGGCAGACAUUCAAUGAAUUACAUGAUCCCAUGUACCAGUAUCGUGUUGACACAGGAAACUUUCAGGGCAUGAAGGUUUUCUUCAUGGUGGUAGCCGCCCUGUACAUUUUGUACCUCCUGUUCUUGGUAGUGCGGGCAUGCUCUGAGCUUCGUCACAUGCCUUACGUGGACCUCAGGUUAAAGUUCUUGACCGCAUUGACCUUUGUAGUGCUUGUUAUUAGUAUCGUCAUCCUCUACCUAAGGUUUGGAGCACAAGUGUUGCAAGACAACUUUGUAGCAGAACUGUCGGCUCACUACCAGAACUCAGCGGAAUUCCUGUCUUUCUACGGCCUGCUGAACUUUUACCUGUACACGCUGGCCUUUGUUUACUCUCCAUCCAAGAAUGCGCUGUACGAGUCGCAGCUAAAAGACAACCCUGCCUUUUCCGUGCUGAACGACUCUGAUGAUGAUGUGAUUUACGGGAGCGACUAUGAAGAAAUGCCUCUCCAGAACGGCCAGGCCAUCCGGGCCAAGUACAAGGAGGAUUCGGACAGUGACUGAGCCCUGGCAGCAGGCGGGACAGCACGGGGACCAGAGGUUUCCCUAGUGACGUGUCCUGGUCCUUCUGCCUGUGUGUGUCUGGACUCUUCCUGGAAGCAAAGGUUUCCUGUUCCUUAUUUGUUUACAUAUUUUUAAAAAGAAAAACCAAAAGGAUUGAGAUGUUUGGUUGGAAUCUGCUGUCGGGUAGCUCCACUAUUCCCGAAGAGGCUUGCUGGUAGCGAGCCCAAAGGCAGAUCCUUUCACAGAGAUACUGGACGAGAUGAAGCCUGUGUGCGAUCAUGAGGAGAAAUUACCCAUUUUAAUAAAAAGAAUUAUGUACUGUUUGCUCUUAAAAAGCAAUUUGCUAACUCUGAGUUGGUGGGAGGCCUGAUGACCGAGGUCCCAGCAUGGCAGUCUCUUCUCCAGGGCUCCUUUCUGUAGCACUCUACCCUCAGUGGGGAGCUGGGCCUGCACCUGCCUCAGGUGGGCAGACUGCCUCCAUCUCCACAGACACGAGUGGUCAGAGCGCUGACUCCCGAGCAUCUGGAAUGAUGGCCUUGAUGGCAUCUGGUGAGCCACGCACGAUGUAGCUGUCAAGAAUGGUGGGUAGCUAGGUGGCAGUCCACCACUGCCACUGCCACAGAGCAGUUGAGUAGGGGUGUGUGUGUGUGAGUAGAAGUGAUAACACAGUUGAGUUGGGCUGUGUGUGUGUGCACGUGUGUAUGCCAGACUGGAGGAAGCCAAGGUGUCUACAAGUCGGUAGUCCUGUAAGCAAGGUGUCGUGCCACGGUGCUUCUGAAGGGUCCGAGUGUCGGCGUACACGACGGGAUUGGGUCUUCUCUUCCUGUGGUAAGGAUGGAAAACGGUGCCCUUCCCAGCCCAAGAGUUUCUGCAACUCCGCUGAAUGUGAAACCCCAAAGAGUUCUGGUUUGGUUUUUUGUUUUUAAUGAAAGCUAUGUAAAAUACUACUGUAUCAGAAACUCUUUAUUACCAAAAGUUUUCAGUUUAACAUUUGGAACUAAAAUGAAGACAAAGUUAAACAUUCUGAAUGGCUAUGGAGACACCUUCAGAUGAAGGAACUUACUUGGCGGUCGUCCUGUCCUUGGAGUGUUGCUGUAGAAAAGGGGUGUCACCCGCACUAGUGAAAUUCAACACUGGAAGUCUCGUGUGUGUCGCUGUUCUCCAUCACACUCCAUGGAGCCUCCCACCAACACCUUGAUGAAUGCCUGCAAACCCAGAGGCCCAGGAACAGCUGCCCGUGUUCCCUUCAUCUAUGCACCAACUCAGAUUUCUGCUCUGAGCUGCAGGUUACUGCCUAGGGAUGCCUGGAGACUUCACUCUGCCUACCCGUCUUCUUAAACGUCAGUGUACUUUAGUAUGGAUUCCAUGUGCAUUGUUUAAAAAGAACCUUACAAAUAGGAACAUUUGAAUGAAAAUUCAAGCUGCAAGGUGACAAGUUUACAUGAUUCUGACACUUGCAGCGCUGUGAUCCCCGAGUCGGUGUUCUCAGAGACCUUGGAAGGUUCUUACCAACACCAGCUCCUAACAGACCACUGCAGCUGCUGUCUUCUAGACACUGACUUGUGCUGAUUUCAGGAUGUUCCAAUAUGUGAUAGUUUACAUGCUUUGAUCAUUAUAAAAAAUUCUCCAUGAUUUAGGAUGCUGUUUAUCAGUCAGUGUAAGGUAUUUUAAGCAUUUAUGUAGACUUGCGGACUUUUCUGUCCUGCAGUAUAAUUAUAGACUGAUCCUCGUGUCUGUGAAACUAAAAUAAGGGAAUGAUUUUUGUUGUUGUUGUUGGAAAUAGGAAUUACAAAGAAGCACCUAAGGGGAAGUGGUCAUGAAACUGUCUUCACACUUUCCCCCCUUGCGUCAUGCACAAUCAUGGAUUAUAAGCUGUGUAGACUCUGCCUACAGAUCUAGAGACUUGGGUGGGCAGACUGAAGCUGUAGGUCUUAGGGUCAAACACUAACCAGAAACUUUUGAUAGUAAUGAGAAGAUUGUUUUGCUCUAAGGGAAUUAAAGUUUUAUAAAUUUAAGUUA
Chionomys nivalis (European snow vole) is the source of this 3653-nucleotide messenger RNA. It is a transcript of the gene Tmem181, whose product is annotated as transmembrane protein 181. The coding region runs from base 84 to 1634 and encodes 516 amino acids. Gene Ontology annotation, molecular function: toxic substance binding. Lineage: Eukaryota; Metazoa; Chordata; Mammalia; Rodentia; Cricetidae. The record is from RefSeq and is a predicted model, not a curated record. The transcript is spliced from 17 exons.